This is a messenger RNA of Moneuplotes crassus, 2356 nucleotides long. The record is from the annotation of a GenBank genome assembly. Lineage: Eukaryota; Ciliophora; Spirotrichea; Euplotida; Euplotidae.
AGACUUCCCUCACUCAAAGUGCAUCUGAAUCCCUACAUAAAGAAGCUUCAAGAGUCUUUUCAAGAAGAGGAGAAUUGAAGACACUCAUUUGAGUCAAAAAUGAGAUUACCAAAGAAGCUAUAAACCUUAUAAAACUGCUGAGCAUCCACAGAAAGAGUUGUCCAGAAAAAGACCUGGAUUUCAGUAGCCUUGUAGUUGAGAUUUUCCUCAGAGGAAAAGAUGAACGCUUGAGACUUAGACUUGGAGAGAUCGUUAAGCUAGCACUUAAUGAGCUUAAAGGCUACUUUAGAGAUUUCUGACAACUCUUCAGGAAUGAUGAAAGUCAGGAUAUCCGAAACUGUGCCCUAGAAAUCUUGAUCGAGUAUUCUCUACAAGUCGACCAUUCUGUUAGCCUUACUGUAUUUGAGAUGGUUUGCAUGUACAUUAGGUCUAUUAAUCAUGAUGAAAGACUCUUUGCAACUAAGUGCCUUGUCAAAUUCAAAAAUCUAAGAAGAGAUGUAAUUGAGAAAAUGUUCGAAAGACAAGUCUUUGCUAAAGCUAAAGAGGGCGUGGAUAACAAACUAGCAGUCAAGAAAGCCAAAGGAAGACUGGCUUAUAACUAUGAGCAUUGAACAUUUGAAGAAGAGCCAUAUACUGGAAUCUUCUUUGCUUUAAGUCAAGAUGAAAAAUAUGAGAUACGAUUGCAAUCGAUAGAAGCUUUGAAGUAUUUUAGCUCAAAGUGCCAAUCUAUUCAAGAUAAAGUCAAAAAUAUUCUGAUGAAUAUGCUCAAUGAUGAAAUUGAUGAAGUUAGAAUAGCUUCACUACAAUGAAUGUCUGUCUUUAAUAACGCCUUAAUUCUCGAUAAAAACAGCGUAAAUAUUGUGGUAUUUAAUCUGAAAGAGCAUAACUCUGAGCUUAGACAUUCGAUUUACUCAUUCUUCGGCCAUAUUCAAGUCGAAAAUUGGCAUACCUUCAAUCUCUUGAUGGAUCACCUUCUCCUUAAUAUCAGCAAAUUCAAGAUGGAUAAACUAGGAAUUUACCAUACAUUCAAAAGAUUGGGUGAUAAUCACAGUGAAAUAGUAUACAAUAACCUUGAGAAGAUCCUUGGUCAUAACCUGAAAUUUAAAAUGGAAGAGCCUCAUUGGGAUGAUGUGAAGCAUACUGCAAAAAUGAUCAUGAUCUGAAACUCUAUUAAUAUCAAGAAAGAGAUUCUCUCAAAAGUUCCUUGGUAUUUUGACAAGCAAUGGUCUUUCUACAGUAAUAAAUACCCUGAGCUUGUAACUUGAUUCAAUCAUGAGCAAAAGAAUCUUAGCCUGACUUAUCUAAAGCUUAAGGAGCUAAAAAUUGAUAGUGGAAAGACACUUGUAUCAAAAUAUCGUUUGAAUCAAUACAAAGAGCUCAGGAUUCUUCUUCAUAACAUCUGGGAUGGAUCUGUGGUCAGAUAUGACUUUGAAAGCCUAUUUCAAACUUCCCAUCACUAUGAUGAUCCCUUUGUAGAAUUUAUCCCUUGAUUGGCGAAAACUUUAUAUUACUUCAGCCUUAAAGACUAUUUAAAUUUCUUGAAAAAUUUCUCAAUUCUACUAAACAGUUUUGAAAUUGACCAAGAACAUGCAAACAAAAUACCCUUGAAGCAAUCAAGAGAUGUGCAUAAUUUAUUCAGAAAUUUAGAUAACCGAGAGGUGUGAGACACUAUUCCUCUCAGCUCGAUUGCAACCUAUGUCAUUUACAAGAUGCAUCUUUCUGAUAUCUUGAAGGGAUUCCCUGAUCUUUCCGAACCUCUCAACGAGGAGAACAAGCUAGAAGAUCUAGACCAAAACAAGGUGUACAUCCCAAAGCUAAGAAAAAUUAGCGAUGUCAAUAUCAUAAAGCCGAUGAACAAAAUUGCCAGGAUCGAGGUCCUAAAAGAAGACUCUCCUAUGAACUUCAAAAUCGUUUUUACAAUAAAAGGACUUGCUGAAGCUUGCUCGGACACCCUUCACUCAAAAUCUAACUAUUAUGUAACUAUUCAGAACCCAAAUGGAAAAUUAAAGAGUUGAUUGAUCUCCCAGGAAGAUAUAAAUAAGGCUAAGAACUUAAGAAAGAUCUCAGAGAUUGAUAACUCUUACUAUGAUGACCCUUCUGAACUGAAGUUUGAAAAAUAAGAUUAUGGUAAUUCUUGAAAAGGAUCCUCAAAAAGAAAUCAAAAAGUCACAUCCAAAGCAUUCCAAAACCAUCGAAAUCGAAGAAUUGCCAGUAUUUAUAACCAAAGACACUGAACUAACGACCUUAGUCCCCCUAUCAAGCCUGGCAUGCCUCAAACUUGGCUCCUCUAAGGAAGAAAUAUGGCUGAAAUUACUAAAAUACGGUCUAUAUCCUCUAAGCACAUCAUAAACAUUCA